UGGGAUUCAUUUCGGAAGUGGUAGAAUGACCGUAGUUUGUCCCAUCGGGGAGACAUCUUAGCUUACAGCAACCAAACAGAAAAUAACACCAAUACGUAGUCUGUAUUUAACGUUGCGGCCAUGUGGUAUGAAAUAAUACCGGGGUUCGCCAUUAUGACUGUUUGUCUGAUGAUCCCUGGCAUUGCUACAAGCAAUAUUCAUAAAUUCACAAAUGGUGGCAAGGAGAAGAGACUUGCCCGAAUUCCUUAUCAGUGGUAUUUGUUGGAGAGAGACAGGCGGGUUUCUGGAACUGGACAGCAUUUUCAAUCUAAGGGUCUUGAAAACAUUCCCUGAAGCACUUGGACCCCCCUCCCUAUGAAAGGAUGUACAGUUGUGCUGAGCAAUCGUAAAAUAAAGUUAUGUUAACAGAUA
Clupea harengus (Atlantic herring) is the source of this 411-nucleotide messenger RNA. It is a transcript of the gene ndufa1, whose product is annotated as NADH:ubiquinone oxidoreductase subunit A1. Lineage: Eukaryota; Metazoa; Chordata; Actinopteri; Clupeiformes; Clupeidae. The record is from RefSeq and is a predicted model, not a curated record. Gene Ontology annotation, cellular component: respiratory chain complex I.